Messenger RNA from Camellia sinensis, 885 nucleotides. Lineage: Eukaryota; Viridiplantae; Streptophyta; Magnoliopsida; Ericales; Theaceae. The record is from RefSeq and is a predicted model, not a curated record.
AUGUGUAAAGUCUUCCCAUCCAGCUUGGGAGAAACCGGACUUCGAUGGUUCGAUCGUCUCCCCGUUGGAUCGAUCCAUGGCUGGAAACAGCUCUCCGAAGAGUUCCUAGCUAGGUUCGUCUCCAACACUAAGAUCCCGAAGGAGCCGGAUACACUAUUCGGUCUUCGAAAGGAGCAGGAGAAAACGCUGCGCAAUUAUGCUAGGAGGCACUGGGAAGAGUACAAUGACCUGGAGGAAAAUGUGUGCAGUGAACAGAUGGCCGUUAUGUCCUUCAAAUAUGGUCUGCGCCCGGAAAGUAAGCUAAGACAAUCACUUACCAAGCGCCCGGCCACAGCUUUGAAAGAUUUGCGUGCCAGGAUUGAGCAGUAUGCUCGCCUCGAGGACGAUCAGAUCCCCAUCGAGGAAACGUCAGCAGAACAGACAGCUCGGCACAAGAAGAGAACAGAUAGAGGAGAACACCGAGGGAUUGCAGUGAAUGAAGUGGAUAAGUCCAAAUCCCACGAAACUGUUGUGACUGUAUUCAACGAGCCAAUCUAUCAAAUCCUGGAAAAGAUCAAGAGAGAGCCCUUCUUUGUUUGGCCGCCGAAAAUGUUGGGAGAUCCAGCUCGACGCAAUCAGAAGCUCAGAUGCACCUACCACCAAGACAUGGGGUACAUGACUCAGAACUACAGGGCACUGAAGCAACACUUGGAAGAUCUAGUGGCAGCCGGGCACCUAAGGGAUUACAUUAAUCAGGAUAAGGAAGUGGCCGAAUUGGGGAACCUGCCACCAGAACCGAAUGUUGAGCACCCACCUCGGUUGAUAAUAAAUGUGAUCCACGGGAUAGCGACUCAAGAAUCUGAUGAGGCACUGAAAGAAGAGAUCGCUAAGGCUGUGCAAAUUUAG